AGGAGGGAGAGGAGCGGAGGCCGCGCAGGGGAGGCCUGGGCGGGCCGGGCCCGGGCUCUGGUCCCGGCCCGGGCUUCUUCCGGCUCCCCCUCCGGGCUCGGUCUGCCGGCUCCCCGAGGCGCGCACAGCUGGCCCUGCCUCGCUCCCCACGGGCCUCAGCGCCGCCUUGGCCCCCAGCGCUGCCGUUGCUGGGCUCGUUGCACACCUUGGGGCUCAGAGAGGAGCAACAACGCGCCCUCGAGCUGGGGCGGUGUUCCGCACUUCACGCAAGCCCCACCGUGCAGCCGAGCUUCAGUUUGCCCCUCCUUAAAAUGGGGAAAAGAAAGUCGCUUCGCGGGAUGUUUGUGGAUUUAGGGAACUAGUAUGUGAGAGAAUCGUUUAAUACCAACAGGUGAGCCCUGUUCUCAGAGGCAGCUGGUGCUGACCCUGUGACACAAAAGACAAAAUUGUGGGCUGAGCUGAGUCUUGGUACUGGUGGCCACCAUGUCCUUGAAGAUCCAGACAAGCAACGUAACUAACAAGAAUGACCCCAAGUCUAUCAACUCUCGGGUCUUCAUCGGAAACCUCAACACAGCUGUGGUGAAGAAGUCAGAUGUGGAGACCAUUUUCUCCAAGUAUGGCCGUGUGGCCGGCUGUUCUGUGCACAAAGGCUAUGCCUUUGUCCAGUAUGCCAACGAGCGUCAUGCCCGGGCAGCUGUGCUAGGAGAGAAUGGGCGGGUGCUGGCCGGGCAGACCCUGGAUAUCAACAUGGCUGGAGAGCCCAAGCCCAACAGACCUAAGGGGCUAAAGAGAGCGGCAUCUGCCAUAUACAGUGGCUACAGCUUUGACUAUGAUUACUACCGGGACGACUUCUACGACAGGCUCUUCGACUAUCGGGGCCGCCUGUCACCUGUGCCAGUGCCCAGGGCCGUCCCUGUGAAGCGACCCCGGGUCACAGUCCCCUUGGUCCGGCGCGUCAAAACCACCAUACCUGUCAAGCUCUUUGCCCGCUCCACAGCCAUUACUGCCAGCUCAGCCAAGAUCAAGUUAAAGAGCAGUGAGCUGCAGACCAUCAAGACAGAGCUGACACAGAUCAAGUCCAACAUCGACGCUCUGCUGGGCCGCUUGGAGCAGAUUGCUGAGGAGCAGAAGGCCAACCCAGAUGGAAAGAAGAAGGGCGAAAGCAGCAGUGGCAGUGGUGGGGGUAGUAGUGGUGGCAGCAGCCGGCCACCAGCCCCCCAAGAGGACACGGCUUCUGAGGCAGGCACGCCCCAGGGAGAAGCACAGACUCGAGACGACGGCGAUGAGGAGGGGCUGCUGACACACAGUGAGGAAGAACUGGAGCACAGCCAGGACACAGACGCGGAGGAUGGGGCCUUGCAGUAAGCAGCCUGGCAGGAGUGAUGGCCACCGGCAGGAGAAGGGCAUGCACUGUACCAGGCCUAAAGCUGGGCACCCACCCCUGGAGACUACCCCCAGCGGGUCCCAGGAGAGCUGGCAGCAGGCACCUCCUCCCCCACACAUCCCAGCCAGUGCCACAUCCUCUGCAGGUGGAGUUAUUGGCCUCCCCUUCCCAAGUGCCCUCCCUUUUGGCACUGCCCAGGCCAGAGGGCAGAGCACAGAGGUUUCCCUACACUCUACCUCCCCUCCCAGGACACUCCCAGGCUUGGGGUUUUUCUAUAGGUUUGGAGAGGGGAGGGUCACAGGGAGGGUACCCUGACAAUAAAGAGAUUGGAUCCCAA
This is a messenger RNA of Lutra lutra (Eurasian river otter), 1721 nucleotides long. RefSeq names its product RALY heterogeneous nuclear ribonucleoprotein (gene RALY). The transcript is spliced from 10 exons. The record is from RefSeq and is a predicted model, not a curated record. Gene Ontology annotation, cellular component: nucleus. Gene Ontology annotation, molecular function: RNA binding. NCBI's taxonomy places the organism in Eukaryota, Metazoa, Chordata, Mammalia, Carnivora, Mustelidae. The coding region runs from base 484 to 1365 and encodes 293 amino acids.